AUGAAGCUGGCCCUGCCUCUGCUGCUGGUCACCCUGGCCCUUUGCUGCCCCGACGCCAAUGCAGGGGAAGUUUGUCCAGCCCUUCAUUCGGUGAUGUUCAGCUUUCUGUUGGAUCCCAGAGAGGAAUACCAGCGGAAGAUUAGUGACUUUGACGCACCUGAAGAAGCCGUUCAGGGCGCAAUGAAGGUGAAGACAUGCGUAGACAAGAUGUCCAGAAUGAACCGAUUGGCGAUGGCCCACUUCGUGAAGAUUGUCGAAUUCGAGUGUAAGAAGCAGUCUGCGUAA
Molecule: messenger RNA, 285 nt
Organism: Pipistrellus nathusii (Nathusius's pipistrelle)
Lineage: Eukaryota; Metazoa; Chordata; Mammalia; Chiroptera; Vespertilionidae
Source: the annotation of a GenBank genome assembly